AGCACUUGAAGGCAGCGUUUUUCCGGAUGUGACGUUGACGUUACGUUCGCGUCUCCGCCAGUGUUUUUAAAAAAGCGGCGGUUGCUCUUCAAGCACCUUUUUUGUGAAUCAAUAACAUUAAUUUCUUUAUCUACAUUCUCCAGCAUAGUAACAAAACUAGGAUCCUGGUGUUUUUCUGUAAAACUGUAAGCUCCCUUACUGCACCAGGAUCAUGCAGCACCAGCAGUAUGCAGAAGAGCAAGGCCUUCUGGGCUCACUGAAUCCUGGGCAGAAGAAGCUGGAGGGGAAAACCUUCUACCUGGACAGUGUGAAGAAACGCUCAACAGCCCUGCUUUUGGAGGCUGUAUCUCUUCUUGGAGGGAGGGUCGAGAGUUUCCUGCACAAGGAUGUGAGCUUUGUUGUGACUGGAAGCCAAGAGGGCCUGAAGGAGCAGAAGUGUACAGAUACCAAAGUAGGGGCGAAGGGGACGAGUGAAGAACCCAAAAGUCCUGUAAUGCAGCGAGAGAGUAUCCUCAGCAGUGACAAACCGCGACCAGGAACUCCUAGACCAGUGGCUUGUGGCAGCCGCGGGAAGGCCCUGCUUGAAAAAGCCAUUCGCAACAAUGAACGACUGCAGGGGAGCAGCGUUUUGGCCAACGCUCGAUCAUGGGGAGUAAAGAUUUUGUAUGCGGACGAUGUCCUUUUAUAUUUGAAACAUUUGACUCGAGAGAGCUUCAGUGCUAUACACAGGAGGCCGGAGAAGACUGUCACCAAACAAGGUCAUCAUGUUGUCAAAGCUGCAGCUUUGAGGUCUCCGUAUCUUAAAAUUGAAGACUUGAGCAGGAAAUACAAGCCCUUGCAUAUGCAAUCUAUGACCUUCCCCACUCUGUGGUAUUCGGGCCGAUUCAGUCCCUUCGAAUCUCCUCCUCCUCCUCUGUUUGAAAAGCAGGCAGAGCAAGGAGAAAAUAAAACAAGGAAGAAGAAAAAAGUUGAAAGCAGCAUUCAGGACAAACCUCAAACCCCACUCAGCUGUAACCUUUCACCUUGGCGGCCGCGCAAGAAGGACCUGUCCUUCUGUGAAUGCUGUCAUCAACCCUUCACUAAUCUGGAGGAGCACUUGCAGUCUGAUCAGCACCGUGCGUUUGUGCUCGACCCCUCGAACUACAAUGUGAUGGACCAACUCGUUACCGAAAUGCUUCCGGGAUUCGACCCCGAUCCAGCUCAACAAUCGGAUGAAACACCGAACCGACCACCAACUCCUUUGCCCAUCUGUGAACUGGAGCCUCUUACGGAUGCUGAGACGGAGCAUGCUGUUCAGGACCUGCAGAGACAAGUUUCAUCAUUCAAUAUUCACAGUCUUACUAAGGGCCCUCUUUCCUCUGGCCCAGCCAGCCCAUCACAGUUUCCCAUCCCAAAUCCACCAGCCACUCCGCCUGUGGACAUCCAGCCUUUCUGCGAGCUCCCUGACAGCCAUACUCCCGCUUUAAGUCCAGCCAUGCCUGUUUUAGAUGCUGAACCACAAGCCUAUAACUCAGCCAGCCAGCAGCCUGAUACUCAACAUCUCCCCCCCUGCUCUGACCCUUACUCCCUGCCUCCGGUCCUCAGCCCACAAGUCCCUUAUACCUCCUACAUUAUGGAGCCGCACUCAGAGCCUCCUGUCCUCAGUCCUCAACGGUACGCUGCAGAGGAGGCUGUGGAAGGACACACUUGUGAAAUGGACACUGCAGAAAGUGCGUCUCAUUCUGCCCUAGAUCUUAUCUCCACAACACUUUUUCCCUCUGUGGCUUUGACAAAUGCAGAAGGAGUAAAGGGAUCAAACCAAGAACGCGAGAUCACAUGUUCCACCAGUGGUUUGAAGUGUGCUACGCUGUUGUCACGUAGAUCUCGGUCCCUCCCUCGACAGUCAGCAACGGCACCAAACCACAGAAAGCGCUGCAGAUCAGCCAGCCCCGAACACAGCCGGAGCAAACGGAGGAGGAUUACAGCAGAGUUUGGCUCCAGUGGUAGCUGGAACGAACAAGGACAAAUACCUGCCAAACCAGCAAAUGACAUUAUGGCAAAACCUGAGGGCUGUUUAUUAUUUGAUAAAGUCUCUUGUCAGAUAAGACAGUCCUGUCCUAACCCAAAGGUCUCUCCCACAUGCACUGAGGAAACGCUUGGUUCAAAACAGACUUUUACCAUGUAUUGUGUUCCUGCUGUGCAGAAUUUCACUCACGCACCAAAUAAAAUGGACAUUUUAGGUCACGGCAGCACCGAUCAUCCAUCACGGCCACAGACAUGUGAUCCUCCACUUCUGUUCCCCUAUCAUAAAUCUCACAGCACGUUUUCCAGUCAAGACUCUCAGCGUUCACUAUCCCACUCCACUUCAGUUUGCAUCGAGCCGGCCCUCAUCCCAGAUUUUGCAAUGCUCUCUACAUCAUCGUCAGACUCCGACUGGGACUGCGGCCUGCUGUCGCGACUCGGGCCGACCUCCGCUGCUCCUCUGUCGCCCGCUGAGCAGAGCUGUGAUAAGGAGCGCCUCCACAUGCCGUGCACCUGGAUGCACGACACCAGCUACGAGUCGCGUCUACACACUGUGCUUCAGCCGUCAGCCCCGGCAACAUCACUGGACCCCUCAGCGUUUUCCAGGACUGUGGUACCGAUUGUUGAGGUUCAACACUGAUAGUUAUUGCCUCGGUCAGGUUAAAGAACUGGAAGAACCACUAAAUCUGUGUAAUGAUACGUGUCCACAGAGGCAUUUCUGGAUGCGAGGGAUCGCCUCACUCUCCACUAGACACUUGGCACCCGAUUGUAUGAACGCUUUCAAACCCAGAACCAACAUGGCAGCUCGUUUGGAAACUUUUUUUCUCUUAUAUAAUGAAAAUAAAUCACUGGAAUGUAUUUCUGAAAACAUUUAAUGCGAGAAAUAAGCCAUGCAGUUGCUGAAUAUGUCUGCAUUUUAGAUCGACAGCGGUUAAUUUAAAAGUUUCUCUGGAGUUUCCAGAGGCGGCGAGUCGCGCCAGACGCCCCAUACUUGUAUAAAGUAGCCUAGACCUCAACUUUAAGCAAAUGAUGAGCGGCCAACGUGACGCCCCGUCUCUCGAAUCAUGCCACCACGCUACCAGAAUGCACUGCACAACUGUUUACACAGACAAUGAAUGGGAAGCGUGGAAAGGAAGGAUCCCGUGGACACCAUAUCAUCAUGUACCUGGAGUAGCAAGGCUUUGACUUUGCAGCUGCGUAUCCCACCACAACAAACAAUGGGCAGCACUUACGCUCAUCAAAAUAAAUUAAUGGUGUGUACACUGAAUAAAUAUUUAAAAUUUAGUGCAAACUAAGAUGUAAUGAAUAGCUAUUUUUAUUUUUUGUUGCAGUCGAUGUUACUUAGCGGAUGCAUCUUCCCAUGAAUUCCAAGGGCGUCCAUUAUAAUUUUUCCUCCUUGUGCACAGGACCCAAAGCAAUAUGUACAGUAUGUUGUGCUGACUGCAGUCUUUCAGCAGCCAUGUCCGGGAACACAUGGCGGUAUUGAGAAUUUAAUGAGGCUUUUCUGAAGGGGGCAUUACUCAAUUACUGUAAGUGCUGCGUCUGGAUCAGAUCCCACUUGCGCUGGCGUUGAUGAGGCGUUCAUGGAGUGGAGGACUCGCGCAACCUGUGAGAAAGAAAUCUGUCUGAUUAAUGUCAAAUGGCUUUUCCUGCCUUCUGAAGGUCAGCCAAAGGAUUGUCUUUGUCAAGAGGAGACUGCUGCUUCACGGUGGUGCGCUGCAGCUGCAGGGAGGUUUAUUGUCUUCACCUUGCAGGAUCUGAAUAUCAUGCAUUGACAUUUAAAACAGAUGCAGAAUGCAACAAGCAAAGAGAAAUCGCACAGUAUGUGGAGGACGAGCAGUUCUCUGUGUGAAUAUGUGAAGUCUUGUACAGUGUUUUUAAAUAAAUGUUUUUAACCUUAAA
Messenger RNA from Sebastes umbrosus (honeycomb rockfish), 3903 nucleotides. RefSeq names its product DBF4 zinc finger B (gene dbf4b). Gene Ontology annotation, biological process: regulation of cell cycle phase transition; positive regulation of nuclear cell cycle DNA replication. The record is from RefSeq and is a predicted model, not a curated record. The transcript has 12 exons. The coding region runs from base 212 to 2641 and encodes 809 amino acids. Gene Ontology annotation, molecular function: nucleic acid binding; protein serine/threonine kinase activator activity; zinc ion binding. Lineage: Eukaryota; Metazoa; Chordata; Actinopteri; Perciformes; Sebastidae. Gene Ontology annotation, cellular component: nucleus; Dbf4-dependent protein kinase complex.